Molecule: messenger RNA, 783 nt
Organism: Cylindrotheca closterium
Lineage: Eukaryota; Bacillariophyta; Bacillariophyceae; Bacillariales; Bacillariaceae
Source: the annotation of a GenBank genome assembly
AUGAUUCUUCAAAGACCUCUCUCUCCAACCAUUGAGAAAUCAUCUGCUUUCAGCAACAACAACAACAAGAACAACAACAACAACAACAAGGUCACCAUGCUAUCUCACAAUGUCGUCAUGCUACAAGUUAUUGUUCCUGCUCGUGAUGUUGUUCGUUGCACCAAACAACAACAACAACAACAACAACAACAACAACAACAAGUCCUCCCUACAGCAACCAUGAUCCGUCGUGUUCACUUUUCAGCUGACGAGAACGAUUCUCAGUCGGCACCUCACAAGGAAGAACUCACAUCGGAAAUGGUUCAAGACAUGUGGUACACUCCCACCGAAAUGAACGGUUUUAAGGAAGAUGCGGCCAAAUCCAUCAUCAUUCGACAACGACGAAACCGCCGCCCACAAGAACUCAGCGACGACGACGACGAGGACGCUCUUGGGUUGGAACGCUACUACGAACCCAAGCGGGAUGAAUUCCGUCGAGCGGCCAUCUUUUAUACACUCCAAGCCCAAACCAAGUCUAGAGGAGACCCUAACUUUAUUCGUUUGAUUGCUCGCAAAUGUUCUGACUUUGCCCGGGCCGCAGCGGUCCAUCAAGGCAGGAAGGAUUUUGAUGCCGCAUACAAGAACAACAACAACAACAACAACAACAACAACAACACCAACACCAGCAACAAUGACUCUUCUCUUGACACCCAAGGGAAGAGACAACGCAAUGGUUUCGUAUGCUGCACAACAGACGUAGAGGAGCCAAGUGCCAAGAAGCAACGAACACUUUGCGUCGCAUAA